AUGAACGCCUCUUCAUUGUUGCCGUCUCCCCACACAACUGUGGCCGUUGCCUCUCCGAUAGCCUCAGUGGCCUCGGCUGAUACGGCAACCGGUGCUGCAGCCUCCCCUACCGUGCCAGUUCUCCAGCAUGGUGUCUCAAGGAAGCGCCACCGCGUGCGGGUCAACUACUUCCUGGUCGGUGAUUUGGUGUGGGUGCGUCCUGCGAAGCUGCCGUACUGGCCGGCAGAGGUCAUUGAUUGCGAUGAGGCAGCGAACCGCGUACGGGCCCGCUUGAUUGUACCGCCUCCUGCGGCCGUGCUCGCGGCAAAUCUUGCAGAGGAGCAGCGGAAGCACCAGGAGCAGCGGAAGCGCGAGGAGAUGCGGGCCAUCAAGAUGUACAAGAGGGGAAGCAAGCCAGCACCUCCGACUGCGACAGGAAACGAGGCGUUGAGCGCCCACGGUCAGCCAGCAGCGUGUACACGUGGAGUGAAUAGUGACACGCGGUCUACCAGCUGCGGCGCCGCUGCAUUGCUGCCUGAGCCGCAAUCAGAUGUGGUCACAGCCAGUGGGCAGGUGGUGUACUUCUUUGACAAAUUACGCACAACGGAGGAGCUGGACGUCUGCUUGGAGAGUCGUCUGCAACGCAGCACGCACGACGUAGCCCUUUAUGAGAGCGCCUUCACUCAAGCUGUCCUGCAGGCAAACCGGCUCACCCGCAUUUCUCUCAGCCCGGAGAAGCUGCAACCCUACGAGGUGUGCGCCGUGGGUAUUGUACACAGCCUGAUGCGGGCUCAAAUAGAGGCACCUCGCCAGCCGAACACGGGGACGUUCGAGCCGCAAACAGGGCUUAUUCGCCUCCGCACUGGGUUGGAGAACGCUGCGCGGGACUUGGCAGGCUUUGAGUUUAUCUGGGUACUCUUCCAGUUCUCAUUUGCUGCCCCGAUGGCCUCUGGGGAGGGUCAAGAGAUGGUACGCAAGUUUCGUGAAGCCAGGGAAGCCGGUGCAUCGCCUGACGCGGGCCCUGUGUCACCGGCGCCGGUUUCAGCUUCCGAUACGACACCAAAGACAGAGCCAACGGCGGAUGGGGACGGCAAUGUUUGCUGUUACGGCGACGCCGAGGCGCUGAUGACAUCGACGCUCUCCUUUUUUCGUCAAAGACAGGGAUUUGAUAGAGCUGCCGGGUUCAAGACGAUGAUCAUUCCUCCGCGUGAUGAGGAGUGGCGCGGUGUCUUCGCCACGCGUAGUCCGCACCGGCCCAACUUCAUUGGCCUCUCGUGUGUGCGCCUCGUGGCCGUGCAUGGCCUGAACAUCCACAUCGCCGACCACGAUUUACUGCACGGUACGCCGGUGCUCGACAUCAAGCCGUACUUGCCCUUCUGCGACGCCCACCCAAACGCGCGUGCGGGGUGGGUCGAUGCCCUGGACGCCAGUGGCAACGGGAAGGGUGAUCACAAGUACGAUAGGCAGGCAAAGCAGGUCCAUCGAGCGACGCUCGAGUGA
Leishmania braziliensis MHOM/BR/75/M2904 is the source of this 1479-nucleotide messenger RNA. RefSeq lists its product as hypothetical. Lineage: Eukaryota; Euglenozoa; Kinetoplastea; Trypanosomatida; Trypanosomatidae. The transcript has a single exon. The record is from RefSeq and is a predicted model, not a curated record. The coding region runs from base 1 to 1479 and encodes 492 amino acids.